UCAUGUAGCGUUAGUGUUGAUCUUUCUACUGCAAGAGAUGAGACUUACUCUUUUGGUGAUUUUUGUAGACUUUGUGGUCCCCAUGGGCACCUCAACAGUAGACGAUGUUAACAGACUGCUUGCCAGAGCAAAGUCUUCUAAUUAUAACAAAAGGAUCCGACCAUUGAAGAAUCAAACAAACGCUAUAGAAGUAAAACUUGGUUUAAUUCUGCAUAGUAUACUAGAUUUCGACAUACCGAAGGAGGCAUUAUCCACUUCCGUGCAACUACAGGUUCAUUGGCAAGACGAGUUACUUGCUUGGGAAAAAGACGACUACGGCGGCAUAGAGGAAAUGCUUUUUCCACAAGAUGAUAUUUGGAAGCCAGAUCUACGUCUGAAUAACUCUUACAAAUCCUUCACGGGAUUUGGAUCUGCCGACCUAUCUCUAUGGGUGUCGAAUGAUGGCAACGUCAGCUGGUUCCCCAUUCAAGUACUGGACUCACAGUGUUCCGUAGAGACCUCCAGAUUCCCACAUGAUACGCAGACCUGCAGUCUGUUCUUUGAGUCGGCGUGUUAUCCCGAAUCGCAAUUGAAGUUAUUGAGAAGUGAAGGUGGCAAAGAGGUUACGUAUUAUCAACAAAACAGCGCAUGGUAUUUAAAAUCCAAUUAUACAGUUGAGCACGAACCUGGUGCGGUUGAAUUCAAGCUUGAACUCGAACGUAGACCAAGCUACUACAUGAUCCACAUUUUCGGUCCGAUAAUCGUCGUCUCGAUCCUGGGUCCCUUUACAUUCCUGCUUCCCGCGGACAGUGGCAGCCGAAUCAGCUUUGCCAGUACGUUAUUUUUAACAUUUGGCGUGUGCCUUACCAGGGUCGCAUCCGAAAUUCCCAAAAAUUGCGAAGACACACCUCGCGCGUCUCACUGCAUUUUGGCUCUUUCAAUUUGCCACGCUCUGAUUAUCCUCAUAAGCCUUGUGCAACGCUUUGUGAUGAUGUUGAAAAAGAAAAACAAAUCUGGGAUCGAAAACGAAUCGACGGAUUCGAUGUUGGAAAAAGGAAAAGAAAGAAACAAAUCUAAGAACAAAAAGAAGGAAAAGAAAGAAAGAAAUCUAAGAACAAAAAGAGGUUGCUAUUUUAUGAGAGGUUUAAUGUGUGAUGCCUCGCUGUUUAUUUUGUCCGUGAUAUGGGUUGCGGUGUGUAAUAUUCUUGCCUUCGUUUAAUCCCAUUUAAACCACAAGUUUGACGUCGACCACCACAUGAUGGAAUACGUACUAGUUUAUUUAAUGGCGAACUAAUCCCAUUUAAACCACAAGUUUGACGUCGACCACCACAUGAUGGAAUACGUACUAGUUUAUUUAAUGGCGAACACACUUAUAAUUUAACAUAUUUUGGACACGCAAUUCGAUCAUUGUAUACCGGUAAUAAAUUAAAUCUACGCAGCUAAUGUGUUUUGAUUGUUAUUUGUUUACAGUGGUAAACAAAUAACAAUCAAAACACAUUAGCUACGUAGAUUUAAUUUAUUCAUAAAUUGUGAUCGAAAUACAUAAAUUAGUUUUAGCGUGCUAGUGGAAAAAAACUACAACAUAUACCGCAAAAACAAAGAAACGAAUUCAUUAACAAAAUAAUGAAAUCAUCUAUUUUUUUUAGCUCGUUUUAUAACUAUUUUUAGAACACAUAUCUUACUUUAUCAUUUUCGAUAAGCCGCUGUUACCAUGGAAGGUUUGCCUUCAGACAUUUUCAACCAAAGUAAGUACAGUUCAGGUUACAGAAUACAACUUGACAAUUUUAAAGACUGAUUUAUAGAAAAUAACACCACAUUUCAAGAACUUUCGACACUUUUUACGUUAUUAAUUGGACAGCGAGCGUUUAAUGUUCAAAGAUGGUAUCACAAAGGAAUAACAUUUGGCAAAGGCAUCAUGACAUACAAUUGACCAUUUGUAAAUUAAACGGAAUUCAAACACAAAUUUAUCGCGUGUGAACACUUUCGACGAUUUUAAGGAGUAUUACAUGCUAUAUAAUAACACUUUAUCCGCUUAAACUGAAGAACAUAGCACAAAUUAAUGAUGAAUGGUGUGGUCAUAUCUUUUCGGUAUAUAUUUAGCCUUAAAGUUUGCACAUAACUAUAAAUUUUGCAUGCAUCGGAUUAAAAACCAAAAUGUUUUAAUUCAGUCCAUGAGUCCUAGUAGGACUUACUCAGAAUAUACUAGAAACAAAUAAUUUGGCAAAUACAAUGAUAUGCGACUCAGACAAAUGCACGUUCUGUCAGACAGAAACAUGACCACCUGUUUUGGAACUGUAAUGCCAUACAAGUUUCAUUACAUCAUAUCACUUCUGAUAUUAAACAUUUAUAGUGAAUUUCGUCAUUUUUUAAUUGUCUUGAAAUAUAACGCUUUUUUUAUCUGUGUAGACGAAAAACCCAUUUAAGUCGUAGUCUACAAAGUAACUGCAUGCUAGCAUUUGCGCAGUUAUAAAAAAAAUCAUUUUUCAAGCACGUGUUAAGUGGGAAUAUAGUGAAUUAUUUUGUUCUAUUGACUAACCUCCCUAUCUAUUUGUUUAUGUUUAUUGUCAUAAUUGUUAUAAACUUGUCUUGCAUGAUCGUUACAUGAUUGCUUGUACUGUAUUUAAGGUUUAUUUAAUUGAUGCUUUAUUUUUAAUGUUUUGCAUAUUGGCGAAUAAAUGUUAUUUACCGCCCCCCCCCC
Messenger RNA from Dreissena polymorpha, 2677 nucleotides. Its product is annotated as acetylcholine receptor subunit beta-like. Gene Ontology annotation, biological process: nervous system process; regulation of membrane potential; signal transduction. The coding region runs from base 38 to 1198 and encodes 386 amino acids. The transcript has 5 exons. Gene Ontology annotation, molecular function: extracellular ligand-gated monoatomic ion channel activity; neurotransmitter receptor activity; transmembrane signaling receptor activity. Gene Ontology annotation, cellular component: synapse; membrane; neuron projection. Lineage: Eukaryota; Metazoa; Mollusca; Bivalvia; Myida; Dreissenidae. The record is from RefSeq and is a predicted model, not a curated record.